Oryctolagus cuniculus (rabbit) is the source of this 687-nucleotide messenger RNA. The record is from RefSeq and is a predicted model, not a curated record. Lineage: Eukaryota; Metazoa; Chordata; Mammalia; Lagomorpha; Leporidae.
GCUCUCCGUCCUGUCCUCUUCGCUCCCAUCCAAAGCGUAAAAAUCGUCCCCGAGGCCAGCGCAGACCCACGGCUGCCCGGAGAACACGACCCCCGAGGCCACCAGCCACACGAGCAUCCUCGGGGAAAGCGCGUCCAGCCCCAUCCUCCUCCCCCGGAGGCCACGGAGGGGACGGGACGCGGAGCGCAGGCGGCCGCGGCCGUGCGGGGCGCAGGGGACCGGUGCUCCGCGCCCCCCACCCCCGCCGCCGCCGCGGGGAGGCUCCUCGGCGGGACCCGGGGUGUUCAGGUGUCCGGAGACAUGCGGGUGCCGGCGGGACAGGAGAGAGGGCGGGCGCCGCCUGCUAGCCCCGCGCACGGGCAGGGGGAAGUUGGCCGGGGGCCCGCGGGUGGGCGGAGGGCAGGUGAGGCGCUGGGCUCCCGGAGGCGGGCGGCGCGGGCGCUCGCCGCCGGCCCGAGCGUCCUCCCGGAGGCCGAACUUCCCACGGCCGGCCGCGGCUCGGCGAGCGGGCGCCCCCGCGGGCUCAGCUGCGCCCGGAGCUCGGGCUCCCGCGCCGCGCCGCCGCCGCCGCGGCGACUACCAGGACCGAGCGGCCGAGCGCGAGCUGCCGCCGCCGCCGCCGCCGCCUGCGCCCGCCGCCGCUCCGGGAAGAUGAAUCCGGUCUGCACAUCAGCACCGCUGAACUGA